Messenger RNA from Ornithorhynchus anatinus (platypus), 1067 nucleotides. RefSeq names its product vomeronasal 1 receptor ornAnaV1R3034. Gene Ontology annotation, biological process: G protein-coupled receptor signaling pathway. Gene Ontology annotation, molecular function: pheromone receptor activity. Gene Ontology annotation, cellular component: membrane. Bases 162 to 1067 code for a protein of 301 amino acids. The record is from RefSeq and is a predicted model, not a curated record. The transcript is spliced from 2 exons. NCBI's taxonomy places the organism in Eukaryota, Metazoa, Chordata, Mammalia, Monotremata, Ornithorhynchidae.
GAGCUGGUGUGGAAUCUGAGUUGGAAAUGGGAGAUGUCCUUCUCCCAAACAUUCUCAUCAUCUGGUUACUGUGAAUGAUCAGAAAUGGACUGAUGGCCAUGAAGGUGAAGGACAAUACCUUGGAGUGAGUCACCAGGUUGCUCCAAAGAGAGAUCAGGAGAAUGAAUGUCACCGAGAAUGUCUCUGAGAUCUUUAUUCUGCUACAGCUCAGCACCGGCAUCUCAGGGAAUGUAUUCCUCCUGCUGCUUACUAUCCACACAGUCUCCACCAGCCACUGGUCCAACUCCUCUGAUCUAAUCUAUGCACAACUGUUUUUGACAAACAAUCUCAUUCUUCUCACAGGGAAUAUCCCAGGCAUUGUGUUUAUCUUGGGGCUGUGGAAUUUCUUGGAUGGUGCUGGGUGUAAACUCCUUAUUUAUGUUCAUCGAGUGGCUUGGAGUCUUGCCAUCUGCACCAUCUGCCUCCUGAGUGUCUUCCAGGCCAUUACCAUCAGCCCUAGCACCUCCCAGUGGGCAGGAAUUAAAGUCAAAUUGCCCAAGUGCAUCAUCCCCUGUUUCCUCUCCUUCUGGGUUCUCAGUCUCCUGAUAGAUGUUUCUGCACCAAUAUAUAUUAUAUGCCCCCAGAAUAGCACCAGGGAUCAAUAUACAUUUAUAUUGAAGCACUGUUCCUUAGUCAAUAGUGCAGAAACUUUAUUAAUAAAUACUUGUGUGAUUUCUUUCAGGGACCUUAUCUUCAUGGGGCUCAUGGGCACGGCUAGUGGCUAUUUGGUAUUUGUCCUGUGCAGACACCACUGGCGGGUCCGACACUUCCAUGGGUCUGGCUGCUCCCCUAGGGCGAUACCUGAGAUGCAGGUGGCCAAAUAUGUAAUCGUCCUGAUGGCCCUGUACCUUCUUCUUUAUGGUCUGGAGACAUUCAUGUUGACUGCUUUCUUGAACAUGAGAAACAAAUCUCUGCGGGUGACAACCAACAUAGAUCUGUCAAUCCCCUUCUCUGUAAUCAGUCUAUUCCUGGUGAUUCACAGCAACCGGAGGAUGAGAACCUGUGGGAAAAGGAAAUCCCACUCCUAA